Molecule: messenger RNA, 816 nt
Organism: Sitophilus oryzae (rice weevil)
Lineage: Eukaryota; Metazoa; Arthropoda; Insecta; Coleoptera; Curculionidae
Gene: mRpS25
Product: probable 28S ribosomal protein S25, mitochondrial
Exons: 4
Coding region: 196-702 (168 amino acids)
Cellular component (GO): mitochondrion
Molecular function (GO): structural constituent of ribosome
Source: RefSeq, a predicted model, not a curated record
UCAUGUCAAGUUUCCACCUAGUUUCACAGGUUUCACAACCACAACCUCACUUUUUAUCUUUUAAAUCAAAGUUUUAAAUUGGUUAUUUUUGGAAAAUAUGUUUAGAGAAUGAGCCAAAAGUUACUUUUGUGAAUUAUUUGUGAAUAUAAAUUAUUUAUCUAAAUAUAAAUUAGAUAGUUCUGUUAUUUUACCAUCAUGCCGUUUAUGAAAGGUCGCUCUCCCAUCAGAAGAACAUUACAAUAUUUAGAAGCAGGAAAAUUACAUUUAAAAGAUCAAAUAAAGAUUGUAACAGUUAAUUAUAAUGUUCACGGUGAGAGUCAUCAAGGUACCAGAGACUUCGUAUUUUGGUUUUUGCCUCAAAUACAGUAUAAAAACCCCACAGUACAAAUAUCAACAUUUAAAAACCUAACACCAACUCCCUUUAUUCGAGCUUUUUACGAAACUGGUCAACACAUGUUAAUUGAUAUCGACAACAAAUCGAAAAACGAGAUUUAUGAUCAUCUAGUCGAAGUUUUAGGGAAAACUAGCGAGGUACUUAAAGCGGAAUCAAUUGCUCAAGAGAAGAAAGAUAAUCCAGCCAACUUCGGACUUGGAUGUAAUCGACAUUGUUUAUGUGAACUUCCUGGACAAGUACCAUGCCCAAGUCUCUGUCCACUUCCCAAAGUUAUGCGUGGAAAAUAUAUGUUCAAGAAAGAUGAUUAAAUAAAUUAUUAUAGUUUUAGAAUAACUAAUUGCUUUAAACUAGCUUUAUUUACUUCAUAUGUAUUUGAUAGAGAAUUAGGGUGUAAAUAAAACAACAACUGACAAGUAACUUUA